AUGGCCCGGAGGUACGAUGAGCUGCCCCACUACCCAGGCAUAGCGGACCGCACAGCAGCCCUGGCUGGCUUCUCCCAGGCAGCACCAGCACCCCGAGCCCCUGGACCCUACGGCCAGCACCGGCCUCCCCAGCCUCCACCCCCAGGCUUGAACAGUGACGAGGGACUGAAGAGAGAGAAGGAUGACAUCUAUGGACACCCGCUUUUCCCACUGUUGGCCCUGGUCUUUGAGAAGUGUGAACUGGCCACAUGCUCGCCCCGCGAUGGGGCAGGAACUGGGCUAGGUACAUCUCCAGGUGGUGAUGUCUGCUCCUCCGAUUCCUUCAAUGAGGACAUCGCCGCCUUUGCUAAGCAGAUCCGCUCAGAGAGGCCCCUGUUCUCCUCCAACCGAGAGCUGGACAAUCUGAUGAUCCAAGCCAUUCAAGUACUCCGGUUCCACCUGCUGGAGCUGGAAAAGGUCCACGACCUGUGCGACAACUUCUGUCACCGCUACAUCACCUGCCUCAAGGGAAAAAUGCCCAUUGACCUGGUCAUCGAGGAUCGGGAUGGCGGCUGCAGGGAGGACCUCGAGGACUACCCAGCCUCCUGUCCCAGCUUCCCAGACCAGAAUAACACAUGGAUCAGAGACCAUGAGGACAGUGGGUCUGUACAUUUGGGGACUCCAGGUCCAUCCAGCGGGGGUCUGGCCUCUCAGAGUGGAGACAACUCCAGUGACCAAGGAGAUGGGCUGGACACAAGCGUGGCCUCCCCCAGUUCUGGGGGAGAGGACGAGGAGAUGGACCAGGAGCGGAGGCGGAACAAGAAGAGAGGCAUCUUCCCCAAGGUGGCCACCAACAUCAUGAGAGCCUGGCUGUUCCAGCACCUCUCGCACCCGUACCCGUCGGAAGAGCAGAAGAAACAGCUGGCACAGGACACGGGGCUCACCAUCCUGCAAGUCAACAACUGGUUCAUUAACGCGCGGAGACGCAUCGUUCAACCCAUGAUCGAUCAAUCCAACCGCACAGGGCAGGGUGCAGCCUUCAGCCCCGAGGGUCAGCCCAUGGCCGGCUACACCGAGACCCAGCCGCUUGUGACUGUCCGGCCACCGGGCCCCAGCCUCUGGACUGUGACCACCAGACUCGCGUAUCAUCCGUCCCCACUGGGCCCUCUGGGUCUAGCGCUCCAAAGGCCUCUUCACUCAACGCCUACCUCCCUGGGGCCCCACUGGGACAUGGGGGACCUGAGCGUCCACUUGAGGGACAGUCAAGGACAAAGACAAGGUCUCCAGGCCCUGCACCCCUCUUCUGCCUUCAUUUUGCCGGGGACCUGAGCUGAAAACUGGACCUGGGUGUGCAGAAGAUGGUGGCUGGGGGCCCCACCUCCAGAACAGAGAAGGGAUUGGGGGUGCACUGGGGCUGCUGGGAAAGGAGGGUCACUCAGACUUGACAUUUGGGGAGAUUCCUUUAUCUUCCCACCCCACCCCACUCCAUCUCUCCCACCUCCCUUCUCUGAUGUCUUUUUU
Molecule: messenger RNA, 1500 nt
Organism: Castor canadensis (American beaver)
Lineage: Eukaryota; Metazoa; Chordata; Mammalia; Rodentia; Castoridae
Source: RefSeq, a predicted model, not a curated record